AUGCCUGCUGCAAGCACGGUCCGCUCCUCCCUCCUCAAGGCCACCAUCUUCUACUCUUUCUUGACGCUCUUCGCCACCACUUGUUCAUUAGUUAGUGCCACACUCGCUGAUGAACCCAAUAAAGACUUGGAGGCCCUCCUCUGCCUCAAGCGCCACCUCUCCAACAAUCCCAAAACACUGGCCUCCUGGAACCAUACCCUCCAGUUUUGCAGCUGGCCCGGCGUCACCUGCGGCAAGAAGCACGCAUCUCGCGUCACGGCACUUAACCUUGAAUCGCUAGGCCUGAACGGACAAAUACCACCCUGCAUAGGUAAUCUCACUUUCCUUACAACAAUCAACCUCCACGAUAAUCUGCUGAGCGGUGGGAUCCCAUCUGAGGUAGGCCAUCUUCGUCGCCUUGUCGAACUAACCCUUCCGUUCAACAAUCUUACUGGUCAAAUACCCAACUCUUUGUCUGGCUGUUCAAGUCUUCAGAUUAUUGAUCUUGAGAGCAACUCCCUCCACGGGGAAAUCCCCCCAGGUUUGUCCAACUGUUUAAAUGUCACAGAUAUCUACCUCAAUAACAACAAGCUUUAUGGAAGCAUUCCAGACGGGUUCGGCAUGCUUCCUAAGCUUUCAUUUCUGUUUCUUCAAAUCAACAACUUGACGGGCACUAUCCCGUAUUCACUUGGAAGCAGCAUAUCUAUCACCUAUGUCAUCCUGUCAAACAACAGUCUAACUGGAGGAAUCCCACCUCCUCUAGCAAAUAGCUCAUCGCUUCAAGCGCUAGACUUGGAAAGAAAUGACAUCACCGGAGAGAUACCUCCAGCUCUCUUUAACAGCCCCACUCUUAUUAUCCUAAAUCUUGCACGAAAUCAUUUCUGGGGGUCUAUUCCACCUUUCUCGCACUUCUCACCACUGGAGACUCUCUACCUAUCCUAUAACAAUCUCUCAGGCAGCAUACCUUCCUCCGUAGGAAACUCUUCUUCCCUUCAGUCACUUUUGCUUGCAGCGAAUCACAUCCAAGAAAGCAUUCCAUUGAGCUUAAGUAGAAUUCCGAAAUUAGAAGUACUCGACCUGACCGACAACAACUUAUCCGGUCCCGUUCCCGUCUCUCUCUACAAUAUAUCUACCCUCAGGUACCUUGGAAUGGGAACCAACAGCCUAGUAGGGGACAUUCCAGCAAAUUUUGGCUAUACCCUACCAAACAUCCAGACAUUCAUUGUCCAGGGAAACAAAUUCCAAGGUGGUAUUCCCACAUCAAUGGCCAACGCCACAAAUCUUGAGCUGAUUCUUCUCCGUGAUAAUGCAUUCCGUGGCAUUAUUCCUUCUUUUGGAUAUUUGCCCAACUUAACCACACUAGAUAUAGGCAAGAACCAGCUUGAAGCUGGAGACUGGACUUUCCUCUCCUCGCUCGCUAAUUGCACAAAGCUAGUGAACUUACAAGUAGAUGCAAAUAACCUGCAGGGAAUCCUGCCAAAUUCCAUUGGCCGUCUUCCAAAAAGCUUACAACAUUUGACGUUGAGAGAAAACAAAAUAUCUGGCACCAUACCGCACGAGAUAGCGAACCUCGUAAACCUCAGAGAUAUUCGCAUGGAGCAAAAUCUGCUUACUGGAAACCUUCCUGAGUCAAUUGGAAAUCUUUCAAAGUUGAUUGUUUUAAGCUUAUCCAGAAACAAACUUUCUGGGAUAGUUCCACUUUCCAUUGGUAACCUCCGUCAGUUAAAUGAGCUCUACUUGCAAGAAAAUCAUUUUAGUGGUCCCAUCCCUCGAACUUUAGCACACUGCCAAAACUUAGACAUUCUAAACCUCUCAUGUAAUUCCUUUGAAAGUACAAUACCAACGGAACUGUUUACUCUGUCGACACUCUCUGAAAUUCUUGACCUCUCUUACAACAAACUCUCUGGACCAAUACCAACGGAAAUUGGUGGGUUAAUCAACCUUUCCCCCCUCAAUCUUUCCAACAACCAGUUGACUGGAGAAAUUCCUUCAACACUGGGUGAGUGCCUCCAUUUGGAGUCCCUCCACCUGGAAGGAAACCUACUUGAUGGGCGGAUCCCUCAAUCUUUCACCGAAUUGAGAGGCAUAAGUGACAUGGAUCUUUCUCGAAACAACUUAUCUGGUCAGAUUCCAGAUUUCUUCGAGGCCUUCAGCUCCAUGUCACUUCUCAAUUUGUCAUUCAACAACCUGGAGGGACCUGUACCAACUGGUGGGGUCUUCCAAAAUGCAAGCAAGGUGUUCGUCCAAGGGAACAAAGAGUUGUGUGCCGUUUUGUCACCACUGAAACUGCCACGUUGCCGCACAGCUGCAUCUGAACACAAGCGCACCUCCAACAUACUGAAGAUAGUGGGAUUUUCUUCUCUUUCUUUGGUCCUAUUAUCAUGUAUUGGAUUCAUUUUUCUGAAGAAGAGAAACAAGGUCAAACAAGAAACACUUCCAUCCAUCAAGGAGUUCAAGAAGAUAGGAUAUGCUGAUAUAGUGAAAGCAACAAAUGGUUUCUCUUUAGCCAACUUGGUUGGCUCAGGAAACUACGGGUCCGUGUACAAAGGUAGAAUUGAGUCUGAAGAACAUGCAGUUGCUAUCAAAGUUUUCAAACUUGAUCAACUUGGAGCAACAAAGAGCUUCCUUGCUGAGUGUGAGGCCUUGAGGAACACUCGUCAUCGUAAUCUUGUAAGGGUGAUCACUGUGUGCUCAACAAUUGAUCGUGCAGGACGUGAGUUCAAAGCUCUAGUGCUUGAAUAUAUGGUCAAUGACAACCUGAAAAGUUGGCUCCAUCCAGCACCCCACGAGCAUCCUCUGAGAAGGUCAUUGAGCUUAGGUUCAAGAAUAGUAAUAGCAGUAGACAUAGCAGCUGCUUUGGAUUACCUCCAUAACAACUGCAUGCCUCCUAUGGUCCACUGUGAUCUGAAGCCUAGCAAUGUCCUUCUUGAUGAUGCCAUGGGUGCAUGUGUUGGCGACUUUGGGUUGGCUAAGUUCCUGCACACUUACACUUCUUUGGAGACUCAUAAUUCGACAAGCAUAGUGGGGCCAAGAGGAUCAGUUGGAUACAUUGCACCAGAAUAUGCCUUUGGGAGUAAAAUAUCCACCGAGGCCGACGUUUACAGCUAUGGAAUAAUCAUCUUAGAAAUGCUCACUGGGAAGUGCCCAACUGAUGACAUGUUUAAUGAUGGCCUUAGCCUUUACAAAUUUGUCGAUGAAUCAUUUCCUCAAAACAUUGGCAACAUUCUAGACCGUAGAAUCGUUCCCAGAUAUGGAGAUGACGAAGCACGAAGUACAUUAGACCAAGAAAAUCAUCAAAUGGCUGGAACUAUUAGCUGCAUCACUGAGCUCGCUAAGCUUGGCCUCUUAUGCGCUGCCGAGACACCUAAAGACCGUCCAGCAAUGCAAGAUGUUUACAUUAUAGUCACUGCAAUCAAAGAAGCAUUUUUAGCACUGCAGGGCUGA
This is a messenger RNA of Lolium rigidum, 3423 nucleotides long. RefSeq names its product probable LRR receptor-like serine/threonine-protein kinase At3g47570. Gene Ontology annotation, molecular function: protein kinase activity; ATP binding; protein binding. Gene Ontology annotation, biological process: protein phosphorylation. The record is from RefSeq and is a predicted model, not a curated record. Bases 1 to 3423 code for a protein of 1140 amino acids. The transcript has 2 exons. Lineage: Eukaryota; Viridiplantae; Streptophyta; Magnoliopsida; Poales; Poaceae.